Hippocampus comes (tiger tail seahorse) is the source of this 1923-nucleotide messenger RNA. RefSeq names its product olfactory receptor 1-like. The transcript is spliced from 3 exons. Gene Ontology annotation, cellular component: membrane. Gene Ontology annotation, molecular function: odorant binding; olfactory receptor activity; G protein-coupled receptor activity. Gene Ontology annotation, biological process: detection of chemical stimulus involved in sensory perception of smell; G protein-coupled receptor signaling pathway. NCBI's taxonomy places the organism in Eukaryota, Metazoa, Chordata, Actinopteri, Syngnathiformes, Syngnathidae. The record is from RefSeq and is a predicted model, not a curated record. Bases 584 to 1567 code for a protein of 327 amino acids.
CUUCAAAAACGACCUCCAUAUGGGAUAGGAGGAAUCGCACAACUAUGUGCAAAAGAGAGUUUGCAGAAACCAAUUCAUACAAAAUCAGAACCAUGUGACAUCAGUUACGGUGUACCGCCUGGGUCAAUCCUGCGACGCAAACUGUUUCCAUUUUACAUUUAUCAUGUUGUAAAGACAUCAAAGCUACAUGGGGUUGCCUGCCUGCCCGUCCGUCUAAGCUGUCUGUGUCUCUGUCCAUCCAGCCGCUGGCUAAAAUUUGGUGGUUCACUUUGGAGUUGGUGUUCUGGUGAGUUGCGGGACAUGCUGUAUCAAACUUGUGGGCUAAUUACUGUGUCACUUGUUUUUUUGCGGGGGGUUGGGGGGGUUGUUUUAUUCACUCCAGACACUUGAAGAUGUUUGUUGUCAAAUGUUUGCCAAGGUUACGGCCAACCGAGCUCCCCACGGGAUGAAAAACUUGUUGUUUUGAAGUCGAGUUGUUUUUUUGCCAAGUGGGAGUGUCCGUUGCGGUGAUUGGGGCUUCGGCGUCCUUUCUUAUUGGCCGCGCUCGAGAGUCGAGCUCCAGUGGAUCUCGGCAACCGGGACCAUGAACCUGUUCAAUCCUGCCAAGGAUGAGAACGUGUCCAUGGUGCACCCCGAGUACUUCAUCAUUAGCGGCCUGUCGGGGAUCCCGCAUAUCAAGCUGUACUACGUCUUCCUGUUCGUGGUCUACGUGCUGUCGGUGCUUGCCAACGGCUCGGUGAUGGCCGUCAUCUGCCUGGACCGCCGGCUGCGGACCCCCAAGUACGUGGCGGUCUUCAACCUGGCCUUCGUGGACCUGUUCGGGAGCUCGGCGCUGGUCCCCAAGCUCCUGGACGUGUUCCUGUUGGGCCACCGCCGCGUUCCCUUCCGCAGCUGCCUGACUUUCCUGUUCUUCUGCUACACCUGCUUGUCCAUGCAGUCGUUCAACUUGGUGGCUCUGGCCUACGAUCGGCUCCUGGCCAUCAUUUUCCCGCUGCACUACCAGGUGAGGAUGACGCACCGCUUCAUGUUCUCGCUGAUCUCGGGCUUCUGGGUGCUGGUGGCGGCCCUGGUGGCGACGGCCACGGGUCUGCUGACCCGCCUGUCCUACUGCCGCUCGGUGGUGAUCAACAGCUACUUCUGCGACCACGGCCAGAUCUACCGGCUGGCCUGCAACAGCCACUACCCCAACUACGUGGUGAGCUGCGUCUACCCGGUGGUGAUCUUCUGGCUGCCGCUGGCCUUCAUCCUGCUCAGCUACGUCGCCAUCGGCUGCACGCUGGCCAAGGUGGCCGCCGUCCAGGAGCGCCUCAAGGCCCUGCGCACCUGCGCCGCCCACCUGUCGCUGGUGGCCAUCUACUUCAUCCCGCUGCUCAUCACCUUCACGCUGAUGGAGAACAUCCACCCCGACGGCCGCAUCGUCAACCUGUCGCUCACCUCCGUCUUCCCUCCCGUGCUCAACCCCGUCAUCUACACGCUGCAGACGCAGGAGAUCAAAGAUGCGCUCGGCAGGCUCGUCAGGAGCGCGCGCCGGGGCAAGCACGCCAAAAUAUGGACGGCGCUCCACUAGGAAGAGAAUUACACAUUGUGCAUUUAAAACAACCGUGAAAUUGCUUUUUCAAAACUUUGCUCGCUUCAUGCUAAUGCACGAUGCAAUAGGCCAAUGAGAGGCUAAUGAAACGAGCAUCGAUGCUGCGGUUACGUUGAAAGCCAUCGAUAUUCAAACACAAAAAGUAGUCAAACGUGGACGGCACAACUAGAACAAUUUACAGGCGGAUAUUCUUUAUCCUCUGUGAAACACAAUAGAUAGCGCAGUUUUCCUAACCGUCUUCCUUCUACUCACACAACCAGAAGGAGCAGCCACUGGAAGUGUGAUUCCGAUCUGAUCCAGACUAUUCUCUUUAUUCACAAAACAAGUUUCAACAU